AUGAUGACGUCGCCACGAGAAGCGACCGCAGCGUCCUCUCGCCCCGAUCCACCUCGCUGUCUCCGUCUUCCUGCAGACAGUCCACGCACAAGCGCCGUCGCGUCCUGCGGUUCUUCCGUCGUCGCUGCGACCGACGCGAGUGCAACAAGUGGCGACUCGGUCGAUAUGCGCAGUCAGACGUGUGUGGAGUUUCUGCACAUUAUGAAGGAGUUCUCCGAGAGCUCUUGCGACGCGAAUGAGACGGUCCAGCGCGUGGAUUCGCUCGUGAAUCAGGACGAACAGCUGCUGCGACUCUUCCCGCUGUCGCGGUCAGUGGGAGACGAAGACGACGAGGCCGAGCGGAGAUAUGAGCGACGAGGACGUCAAGUGCGAGAGAGUGACGAGGCAGAAGAUGGGGACCAUCUGAUUGAAAUGAACGCGUCUGACUUGGAGGUGAACGAGACUCACGACGAGCUGCAGCGCUGGAUGGACUUGGAUCUGGACGAUUUUGACUACCACGUGGACGUGUUUGACUUCCAGCACACUCAACCAUUGCAGGUAGUGGAUGGCGAUUGCGGUAUGGAUACACAACAACAAAACAUCAUGUUGACAGCGUUGCCGUCGUCAAGGAUGAAGCAGCAAAGUGACAAUGGUGACACUGGUUGUAGUGGUAGUAAAAGUGGUGGUAUACGAGACGAAUGGCUUGUGCAACAGCCACCGCUGGAUGCAGCAACGAGUGAUUUAGUAGACGAUCAGGACGCAAUGUGUGGGUCUCGAAAGCUACUGCAGGUGUCUGGAAACCACCUGCCACGUUGUGAAACGCAUGUUUUUGCGACUGUGACUACUGCUGUGACUGCUGCUGCUGCUACUACUGUCCAUGAAGAUCGUGACCACACUUUGGGUCUUCCGUUAAACGGUGCUGUGCUGCCGUCUGGUCCACCUUCCAAGCGAACUAAGGUGUCACUUUCAGCUGGAUUACAGGGUGUUCGAUUGGCAGUACUGCCGAAUGAAGACAGAAGUAAUGAAGUGCACGUCGAGACAAAAACGAAUGAAGACGAGGAAGGCAAUGUAUGGGGCAUGGAGAGUGAUGGCUACGAGCACGAUCUUCUUUCGUCCAUCGACCACGCUGUGCUAUGCGACCGCGAGAACAGGUUCUUGCAGUGGGAUAUAGAAGUCGCACAGCACCAUCAGCAGCAAGAGCAGCGAAGGCUGCAGGCAAACGGCCCGUCACUGCAUACAUCACCGCCUGCGCGUUCUACUGCUCAAACUGCAAACAGCAUGACGACGUCUCUAAAGUCUAGUCUUAAAGACGUUGUGGAAAUUCAGGCUCAGCGCUCGCUUAACCAGCCUAAGGAUCCGAUUACGGCGUCGAGCCCGAUGAGUAGCAAGAGUCCAUCAAACGUGGAUGUUGUCGAGGACUGGAACAGUGUAGACUUUGGUACUUUUCAAAACCGCACCGUGAGCCGUAUCCUGAGCUCGUGUUUACACAAAAGGAAGUUGUACCAUCCGUACAAGAACCAGGUCCAGCUCGUGAAUUUCAACGUUCCAAAUGGCCGCGGGAAUGCUUUCGUACAUGGUGCUGGACCAAAUGCGCACCAGCUUGGUGGAUCGUUGGCAUCGAGUCUUGCUUUUGGUGGUCAGCAACACGGCGGUGAUGGCACAGACGGAUCAGCAAUAAGCGGCUUUGUGCCUCUGCUUGUUGCAAGGCACGAGAACGGUCUCGGUAGCGGCAAAUUCUCUGGCAAGGGGGAAAAGAAGACACCAAAAAAGCGCGAAGAACGCAAGCGACUUAUGACGCUUAAGAUGCAGGAGACAUUUGCUGAUCUUGAAGGAACAUUUACAGAGCAGGAUCUUGACGUCAAGGGAAUUGUUGGACCUGGAGCAUCAUUGUCAAAGAUGGCCCUGUCGAAGCUUGAAAAUCUACCGCUGCCGGACUUAACGAACCUGCCUCAAGACCUUCGCGAGUUAAAACGAAAGAUUGAAGCUACUGAACACAAGGUGGAAGGCACGAAGCACCGUCACCGUAAAGGCGGUCCCUGCCCACGUUGCCAGGUGCAGAAUCAACUGCGUGCAGCUAAGCGCGCGUAUCACAAGCGUGCUGUGGCGCACAAGAAACUACCGCAUGCGGUUGUCAACGCAGUCAACGAUGAGGCUCAAGAGGCCGCCAACGCACAGGCUGCUGCUGCUGCUACGUUAGAACUUGCUGGGAGCGUUACUGCAGCAAUCAAGGCCGCCGCCGAUGCUAGUGCUAGGAAGGGAAGCGAUUUGUCUUCACUUGCUGCUGUUGGCACCGGAUUAAACGCUAAAUCAAGGGUCGCAUUUGCUGGAGGAGCAGACUUGUCGACUGGUAUGUCGAAAGCUAUGCAACGCCCUGCGCUGUCAUCCGUGCUGCUACCGCCUUCUGCUUCGUUUGGCUCGAUGUCUUUAGUGGCAAAUACCGGAACAGUUGGCUCUUUUGUUCGAACUGUAAGCGGCUCCUCAUCGUCGCUCCCAUGUGGUGGUGCCUCGCCUCUGUCUUCAUCGUCGUCUGCUUCAUCUGUGCCAUCGCGUGUUCGAGGAUUAUGUGGAAAACCACCGUCGGCAAUGUCAUUUUCGUCUUCGUCGUCGGCGUCAGCGUCACCGACUCUGGCAUCAAAGACAUCGUCAUCCGAGAGUGCGUCACCUCUAUUGCAGCAUGUGACUGUGUCCUCUGGCUAA
Peronospora matthiolae is the source of this 2676-nucleotide messenger RNA. The record is from the annotation of a GenBank genome assembly. NCBI's taxonomy places the organism in Eukaryota, Oomycota, Peronosporomycetes, Peronosporales, Peronosporaceae.